Messenger RNA from Sclerotinia sclerotiorum 1980 UF-70, 723 nucleotides. RefSeq lists its product as hypothetical. Gene Ontology annotation, molecular function: chromatin binding. NCBI's taxonomy places the organism in Eukaryota, Fungi, Ascomycota, Leotiomycetes, Helotiales, Sclerotiniaceae. Gene Ontology annotation, cellular component: pericentric heterochromatin; nucleus. Gene Ontology annotation, biological process: chromatin organization; negative regulation of transcription by RNA polymerase II. The transcript is spliced from 7 exons. The record is from RefSeq and is a predicted model, not a curated record. Bases 1 to 723 code for a protein of 240 amino acids.
AUGCCUCCUCAAAUCAGCGACGAUGAACGUUCGGUUUCGGAUGUUAGCGAGCAAGAACACAAAACCUCAGCGAAGGUUAGAAGCAAGAGAGACGAGUCACCCGAAGAGGAGUUGAAGGUUGAAUCGGAUCGAGAAGCUGAUGAGGGACAAGUAGAGGGAGAUGGGCAAGAAGAGGAUGAAUUUGUAGUUGAAAAGAUCUUGAAGCAUGCUAUUGAUGAGGAAGGAGUCUUAAGAUUCCAGGUUAAAUGGGAAGGUUAUGAGAAGAAGUCGGAUUUGACGUGGGAACCCGAAAAGAAUUUGGAAACUGCCCAAGACAUACUUAAUGCGUACCUCGAAAGCGUUGGUGGUAAAGAACAUCUUAUGGAUCAAUUCUGGGAGAAGAAAGCGGAGGCAGCAGAAAAGAAGCAAGGAAAGAAACGUGGUCGACCAAGCACUGGUGCCACUACUCCUCAAACCAAUGGAAAGAAGUCGAGAAAAAAUGGUCAUCAUUCUUCAUCAACACCACCCGCAUCCUUUAGACCACCAACUGGAAGUUGGGAAGAUGAUGUUGUUACAAUCGAAGCUAUGGAAGGACCAAAUGCGGAAGUUAUUGUCUAUUUGACAUGGAAGGGUGGGGCCAAGUCACAACAUCCAUUACAUCAAGUAUACAAACGUUGCCCACAGAAGAUGCUUAGUUUCUACGAAAGACAUUUGGUUUUCAAAAAGACUGAAGAGGAUUCAUGA